AUGUGGGACAGAUCGGAGGAAACAUUGGAGGUUAGGCGCACAGACCGAAAGACGCACUGGGGGCAAGGCACAGACCGAAAGACGCACUGGGGGCAAGGCACAGACCGAAAGAAGCACUUGGGGCAAGGCACAGACCGAAAGACGCACUUGGGGCAAGGCGCAGAUCGGAUGACGCCCUACAGAUCAGAGGAUGCACUGGAGGUUAGACCACAGACUGGAGGACGCAUUGGGAGCAAGGCACAGACAGCAGGACGCACUGGGGGCAAGGCACAGACCGGAACACGCACUGGGGGCAAGGCACAGAUAAGAGGACGCACUGGGGGCAAGGCACAGGCCGGAGGACGAACUGGGGGCAAGGCACAGAUAAGAGGACGCAUUGGGGGCAAGGCACAGGCCGGAACACACACUUGGGGCAAGGCACAGGCCGGAGGACGCAUUGGGGGCAAGGCAGAGACAGCAGGACGCACUGGGGGCAAAGCACAGACCGGGGGACGCAUUGGGGGCAAGACACAGGCCGGAGGACGAACUGGGGGCAAGGCACAGACUGGAGGACGCAUUGGGGGCAAGGCACAGACCGGAGGACGCAUUGGGGGCAAGACACAGGCCGGAGGACGAACUGGGGGCAAGGCACAGAUAAGAGGACGCAUUGGGGGCAAGGCACAGGCCGGAACACGCACUUGGGGCAAGGCACAGACCGGAGGACGCAUUGGGGGCAAGGCACAGACUGGAGGACGCAUUGGGGGCAAGGCACAGGCCGGAGGACGAACUGGGGGCAAGGCACAGAUAAGAGGACGCAUUGGGGGCAAGGCAGAGACAGCAGGACGCACUGGGGGCAAAGCACAGACCGGGGGACGCAUUGGGGGCAAGACACAGGCCGGAGGACGAACUGGGGGCAAGGCACAGACUGGAGGACGCAUUGGGGGCAAGGCACAGACCGGAGGACGCAUUGGGGGCAAGACACAGGCCGGAGGACGAACUGGGGGCAAGGCACAGAUAAGAGGACGCAUUGGGGGCAAGGCACAGGCCGGAACACGCACUUGGGGCAAGGCACAGGCCGGAACACGCACUUGGGGCAAGGCACAGGCCGGAGGACGAACUGGGGGCAAGGGACAGAUAAGAGGACGCAUUGGGGGCAAGGGACAGACCGCAGGACGCACUGGGGGCAAGGCAUAG
This is a messenger RNA of Haliotis rufescens (red abalone), 1173 nucleotides long. Its product is annotated as circumsporozoite protein-like. The record is from RefSeq and is a predicted model, not a curated record. The coding region runs from base 1 to 1173 and encodes 390 amino acids. The transcript has 3 exons. NCBI's taxonomy places the organism in Eukaryota, Metazoa, Mollusca, Gastropoda, Lepetellida, Haliotidae.